AUGCGAGUGGAAGGAGAUAACAUGGUGCCUCGAGGAAAUGCAACCGACGGUGAAGUGGUACGUGAUACGGCGUCGUUUGAGCAAGCUCAGGAGCAGCAGAAGAGGCUCGUUAUUGGGUAUGCUUUGACGUCUAAGAAGAAGAAGAGUUUCUUGCAACCCAAGCUUGAAGUUCUUGCGAGGAAAAAAGGCAUAUCCUUUGUUUCCAUUGACCAGGACAAGCCACUCUCUGAACAAGGCCCAUUUGAUGUCGUUUUGCAUAAGUUACUGGGAAAUGAGUGGCACAAUGUUAUUGAGGAUUACCAGCAAAAACAUCCAGAAGUGACCGUGCUUGAUCCUCCAGGUGCAAUCCAACGUAUAUAUAAUCGGCAAUCAAUGCUGCAGGGUAUUGCAGAUUUAAAUCUUGCAGACUGCGAUGGCAUGAUAUGUGUUCCAAAGCAAAUGGUUGUCUUAAAAGAUACAUCAUCUAGCGCUAACGAAGUUGAAGAAGCCGGUCUAAAAUUUCCACUAGUUGCAAAGCCACUUUUAGUCGAUGGAACUGCAAAGUCACAUCAGUUGUCCUUAGCCUAUGACCGUCUCUCGCUUGCAGAUCUUGAACCCCCGUUGGUUCUUCAAGAGUUUGUAAAUCAUGGUGGAGUUCUCUUCAAGGUCUUCGUUGUUGGUGAUGUGAUAAGGGUGGUCCGACGAUUCUCUCUGCCUAAUGUAAGCAACUGUGAAGAAGACAAAGUUGCUGGUGUAUUUCAAUUCCCAAGGGUAUCGUCUGCUGCAGCUUCAGUUGACAAAACGGACUUGGACCCUCGUGUUGCUGAGCUACCUCCAAAGCCAUUGCUCGAAGGGCUUGUGAGAGAACUACGAAGCCGAUUGGGACUCCGGUUGUUCAACAUAGACAUGAUCAGAGAACAUGGAAGCAAAGAUGUGUUUUAUGUCAUUGACAUCAACUAUUUUCCUGGGUAUGGAAAGAUGCCGGAUUACGAGCAGGUGUUCAUUGAUUUCUUCAUGAGUUUGCCACAAGCGAAGCAUAACAAGAGACAGUGUGUGAAAAGUGGAAUAGAAAUGUGA
Messenger RNA from Microthlaspi erraticum, 1056 nucleotides. Lineage: Eukaryota; Viridiplantae; Streptophyta; Magnoliopsida; Brassicales; Brassicaceae. The record is from the annotation of a GenBank genome assembly.